UUGUCAAAGUCAAAAAUCAAAAUAUCUGCAAGUAAAAAAGAAUGCGAAUUUCUAAAAUAAAAACAAUUCUAUAAUUAUAGGUAUAAAUUGUAAACUAUAGACAGUAAACACGUUUUUUUUUGUCUUAAAAAAUGGAGGAUGAAAUUGACGACUGCAUACGGAAAAAAAUACAAUGGCAGCAAUUGCCUGGGAAUAUUAAAAAGAUAUUAAAUGACUCUCCUAAGGAAUACGAGCGUUAUGUUUUCGAAUUCAGUAUAAAAAAUCAGCUGAGAUACCGAGGAAGCUUAGUUCGAACAGUAAAAAAAGAUGAGAGAAAGUAUUACGAGGCAUUGGUGCAGAGCAGUAUACAGAGGCUCAUGCUCUACCCAUAUCACCUAGCAGACAUGAUUGUUAAAGGUUUAAGGAUAACUCCAUUCAUAUAUUACAUUGAAGUGGUUGCCCUGCUGAUAGAACUUGAGAAGAGCUAUGAUACUAUGCCUAAUUUCACUGCAGCAGAUUGUCUACGACUACUAGGAAUAGGUCGUAAUGAAUAUCUGGAACUGGUGGCGAAAGCCCGAUCUCUGGGAAGGCGCGGCAGGUCGAGAGCUAUACGCUCUUUGUUACCGCGCGUGCCAUUAAACAUACCUAUGCAACCAUGGUGGCGUGUUGAGUUGGGCUAUGUUUUAGAAGAAGAUGUUAAGCCGCUAAGUGAUAAAGAAAAGCAAUUAAUAGACUUGCUGAUCGACCAGGGCUCACAGACUGCCGGCACGUUGGACUAUCAUGUUGUCAAAAUGUUGUACAGACGCGGUCUGAUAUAUGUGGACGUGCCUAUAACGGCGGCGGACAAGGUGUCGGUGCCGCCGCUGAAGGGCUUCGUGAUGAACCGCAUCGCGGGCGACUACUUCGAGACGCUGCUGUACAAGGUGUUCGUGUCCAUCGACGAGCACACCAGCGUCGCCGAGCUCGCCGCUGUGCUGCAGGUGGAGAGCGAGCUGGUGAAGCAGGCGGUGUCGCUGUACUGCCGGCUCGGCUUCGCCAAGUGUCUGCAGCCGCCGCCCGUGACGCCGCAGCACCCGUCGUGGCGGGACGCGCUCACCACGCACUACCACCAACCAUACAGACAAAUAGCUCCGUUAACUUUUGACCCCAACGUAGACGAGGAAUUGCAGAUGGACCCUGUGCUUCUUAAAGAUGAACCUUCUACUUCCAAACAGCAACGGCCACAAGACACCACAGACGCGUUGACCAACAACGCGGGCCAGAGAGUGGCGGUUUUGUUCGACUCCACGCUCGCCGCGUACCUCAUGAUGGGGAACUUGUCGCCUGAUCUGAAAAGUCAUGCGGUGACGCUGUUUGAAGUGGGCAAACUGUGUGACGAGAGCUUAGAUAGUCUACUCAUAGAAUUGGACAAGGUGGUAGGCGACUCAGAGAUCGAAGGCGAGGCGCGGAGAUACCUGGCGGCCGCGGCGUGCCUCCGCGUGGCGCUGCGCACGCUGCGUCCGACGCUGCGCCCGCUGGACCUGCUGCGCUGUGAAGCGCUGCACGCGCUGGACGCGCCCGCGCGCACUAGACUACUCACUACUAAGUAUAGACUGGCUAUCUCCACGGCGCCCUUGAGCCGCGAGGCGCGCGCGGGCGCGGCGGCCGGCUCGCUGCCGCACGUGGGCCCCGCGCCGCCCGAGGCCUGCACCCCGUGGAUGCGUCUCUACCUGUACCAUCUGGCCGGCUACGGACCCCCCACGCUGCUGCUCACUAAAGGCACAGUGCUCCGCGGCGUGCCGCGCUGCCUAUUGGGGUUCUCGCGGCUGGCGGUGUGGUGGUGGGGCGCGGAGGGCGAGGCGGCGGCGCUGCCGGCGGCGGGCGCGCUGGGCGCCGCCAACACAGCGCUGCGGCGCGGGCCCGUGCUGCUGCAGGCGGCCGGCGUGCGCGCGCCGCCCGCGCUGCGCCACCUGGCCUUCCCGCCCACAGACAAACAGCACGACGAGCUCCAGAGCUUGUGGCGCAAGCACGCGGGGCUGCGGCGCCUGCUGCGGCGCCUGCGGCUGACGCGCUCGGCGGGCUACGUGACGCUCGCGGACAUCGGCGUGCCGGACCUGGGCUGCGCGCACCCGCCCGCCGCCGUGCAACUUGUUGUCCCAAGAAAGAGAAAGGACAUCUGCGGUAUAGCUAAACCUGUCAGCGAGAUUUCCAUCUCCUCCGACGGUUCUCCAAAAGAAAGCACAGAGUAUACACAAAACGUCAGCAACCUCCAGUCACCCAUAGAGUCUCACUUCGCUGUCACCCCAACAACUGAGAGCAAGACCGGGUCUCCAGCAAACGGCUUCACUAGCAUCGACUGUGGAAAGUUACUCUGCGAAGAACUUGAUAACUUAAACAUCGAUACACAUCGAAGCAAAGAAUCUAUUGUCAGCGAUGAUUUCGUACCCAUACAUUCCUCGAUCAGCUUCGACGAUUUAAAAGACAGUAGACAUUCCAAAGAGAAUUCCAUAAGCAAAGAAUCUAUUUCCGAUGAGUUACUAAAAAUUCAUUCCCAGUUGUCCAAUGAAGAAAAAAGAGUAAUGUCCGAAGAGCAGUUGUGCGAUAAACUAAACGAUUCACCAAGUGAGAAAGACAAGGUUGCCAGACUAGAAAGUCAAUUUAGUCAGAAGAAGAGUGGGAAGUCAGACAACCAGUUGAGCGAUUUGUUCAGUCCGGCGGACGAGUCGAUAUCGAUGUUCACUCAGUUGUCGGACAAGUUGACGGAGAUCACGAACGAGGGCGACAGCGGCGUUGACACGGCGCACAACAACUCUGACGAAGAGACUUGUAAACCAGAGAAAUGGACAAUUCUAGAUCUACAAUUCGGCAUUCCAUUGUUCGAUGAGGAGUUGUGUGAAAGGGUGUGCAGCAACAUAGUAGAGAAGAUAGCAAAGCCGGAACUGUUAGAAAAAGUGAGAGAAGACAAUGAGUUCAUACGAACAGAGGUGUUGAAAUUUGUUUCACAAUGUCAGUAUUAUCCUGGAGAAGAAAUGGGUAUAGUCAAACGUGGUACGUUGGUGCCUCUGCCGAGGAAAAAUCUAGUUUUCGAGAAUGGCCGUAUCAGUGAGUGGACCGGCAAGUGAUGAUGUCCUCUGAACUUGGGAUUUAAAUAAACGAGCUUGGAUGAUAUGUUGGGCCAAUACAGUGAGGCCAAUGUCGUAUAUGGCCAAGUUACUGUUUCAGCAUAGAAAAUGCCCACUCUUUACAUUGGCCAAUGUGUUGGCUUGGCUAUCAUAUAUGGGAUUUAAAUAUACGAGCAUAAGGUUGGAUGAUAUGUUGGGCCAACGCCAAGAUACUGGAUCAGAAUUUAGGCAAAUGCCUACUCUUCACAUUGGCCAUUAUGUCGACGUGGCUAUCAAGUAUGGGAUUUAAAUAUAAAAGGGUGUGGAUUUUCAUUAUUCUCCUAACAAGUUAGCCCGCUUCCAUCUUAGAUUGCAUCGUCAUCGAAUGAGAUGGCAGUCAAGGCUAACAAAAAAAAAGAAAACAAAAGAAAGAAAAAACACAACGUUGGCCAACAAAGAGCGGGCAUAACGUGAUAGAUAUUAGAGUAUUGACCAUAACCAGUCGCCACAAUGUUGGCAAAUGUGAAGAGUGGGCGUAAUAUUGGAAUCAUUUUUUAAUGAGAAAAAUAAUGGCCAACGCGUUGGUCCAAUUUGGUGAGCCGAUAUUUUAAAUUAUCGCGUUACUUGACCAAUAAAUUGAGCCAUCAUAUACUGCCAAGUUGAGCUUGGCCCAGUGCAUUGGCAAACAAACUGUCCAACGUAUAGUGAUACAUUCAUUUAUAUUCUAGGAAUUAUAUAACAAUGAGAUUAUAUUUAUUUAAAGUUUAUUAUGUUAUGAUACCUUUUAAUUAUUUUUGUUAUGUAUUAACCAAUCGUACAUAUAAAUUAUCGGGUAAUUUGUUUACUAGAUAGGUACUUUGAAUGUUUUCAGCUCGUCUAUAUUAAAAAUUGGCGUUUAUUUGACAUUUGUAACUUAAGAGUCUUUCACACUGGUUGAGGCUUUUAAUGUAGUACGAAAGAACGCUUGGGUGAAUAUGCCAUAGGGCAAUAUAGUGAUUGAAUUAGUUAUCGGUAAAAAAAUUAAAAAGAAUCAACCAUAUCAUUAAUAAUAAAUUUUACUUUUGACGAGCUUUGACAUUAAGAAACGAAACCAGAACUUAACGUAACGUAACGUAACGUACUCGUACGUAUUGUAGAAUUAGGGUUUACGUCAGUUUUUGGUGGCUAUUUAGCGUACCAGUACGAUGCCAUGUAGCAACCAGUCUAGGACACCUUGGAAAUCAAUCACAGACUUCAUAACAUCAAGUGGGAAGUCUUCCGUGACUUUGUCUUAAAAAAAACUGGUAUUUUAUGGUUAUCAAGACUUAGUAUUUGUGUUACUUACAAAUUGUGUUCAAAUACGUGAAGCCCGAUAAUGUCAUUUAUAGUCUUAAAAUACGUAGGUAUUGUUGUGAAAAUUAUAUGCCGCUUAUAUUGAAUGCAGUAGGUAACCAUUGUAUGUAGUUGGAUAUGAAGUUGGAAUUUAAAAUGUAUAUACCUAAAUUAUAAUGACCACAAAGUACCUUAACAGGUAUUUCUAAUGUUAUAAAGAAGAAAGAUUUUUAUAAAAAAAAGUAGAUCGUGUAUUUGCUAAAUAAUCUCUAUGUUCCAGUGAAAGUCUCAGUAAAAUCGGCUUAGCCAGCCGUUUCAGAGAAUAGCUUACACAAACAAACUGACAAAAAUUUAAAAAUGCUUGUUUGUAUUUCAGCUUCAUGUAAAUAUAAGCAAUUGAGAAAAUGCAGUUAUUUUAAAGACAGAUACUUCAUUUAUUUAUAGAUAUGUAUUUAUGAUGAUAUAUAAAAUAAAUAAAUACUUAGGCAUAUGUAUUGAAUGUGCUUUUAGGAUUUGUAUGUGUUAGUAGAUCCAUGAUACAUUGUCGUCCGAACAGUUACCUAAUUAAAUUGCAUGUACAGCAAAGUAUACUUAUUUGUGUAUUUACAUCAUAAAAAUAGUUUCUAUAGGUGAAGAGUUUGAAAAGCUAUUUAAUAAAAGAGAGAUCUUUAUAAGUCAUAUUCGAUAACUUUAUAAUAGGAAUAAUUUAAACACUGUAAACUAUAAAACGAAAGCGUAGUGUAUUCUAAUGAGUUUUUGUUAAACUGAGAGUAAAGAAAAUUUUCGUCAUUUUACGUGUAUUAAUUUUUUUUUAAUUUCAUUUUUUAUUAUUUAUAUUGAAACUAGUAACAAUAACUAAUACUGGUCACGCUCAUAAAAGUAUUCUCGAAAAAUAAUUGAGUUUACACUUUAGGUACUCACAACAAGAACAAGAAUCACAAAAAUAAUAUUAUACUUGUUUACUUAAUUUUGUGUGACAAAAAAUUUACUCGUAAUUUCAUGUUAUUGGUAUUUAAAAUCUAAUUUUAAUACAUUCAAUCGGUUGCUAUUUUCUGUUUUUCCAAUAUUUUGUAAAUUCUAAGUUCCAAAGUAAGUUAACGUUCUAAGUUAAGUAAGUUAAAGACCCACAACUAUUAUCAAAAUGAUUGAUUUCACAAAUGUUUUUUUUUUAUUUUUAUUUUUCAAACGAAUAUUUUGAAAAAUGCAACAUUAUACACAUGCAUGUUUAUUCUACCAUUAGCAUAUAGAUAAAAUAGUUAACUAAAUAUUAACUAAUUACAGAUUUAUUUUAUUUAGAUAUGUAUUUCAUUUAAAUAAUUAAUAUAUUAUUGCAUUAUAAAUAAUAUGAUAAAAUAGUUUGCGUCCGGUAUCUUAGAUUAUAUAAAUGUAUAAACUACAAAAAAAUCAAAUAUAGAGAACAAUUUGUGUGGCCAAGAAGUACAUAGUUAAUUCUAAAAGUUUAAUAUUUUAUUUUUUGCCGCGCAUUUACAUCAUCUUGCCUACCAAAGAUUUUGUACUAUUAGACAUGUCACUAGCGCGAAACUGAAGCGAACAAAGGUGGCUAGUUGUCUUAAUUUCAUUUAGUUGCGUAGAUUGUUAUUUCUACAAAUAAUACCUAAAUAUUGUCGCGUUAUUUGUUCAGGAAGUGUAAAAACUUUAGGUAUGUACCUAUAGUACGAUUAUUAAUUCCAGUCAGUAAAAUGACAGAUGCAAGUGUUACUGAAAUGUCAUUUUAUUAGUUAUAUAGCAUUUCAGUGACAGUUUCACUUGUCAUUUUACUGACUGGAAUUAACCCUCCGACUGUACAUAGAUGUAUAAUGUAAGUAGGUAUACGCAAAAUUGUGCGCAAAAGUCACGUUCAACAUAUCUAUAGUCAUCAUCAUCUCCUUACCCUUAUCCCACUUAAGUGGGGUCGGAAAAAUAUGUCGAUCUUUUCCAUUCGUCUCUAUUACUCGUCAACUCAUCAUCCACUCCUUUUACACUCAUGUCCUCUUUCACACAAUCCAACCAUCUCUUCUUUGGCCUUCCUCUCCUCUUAUGUCCUUCCACUUGCACAUUCAACAAUUUUCUUGUAAUAUGAGUGAUUUCCUCCCUACGCAUUACAUGUCCAUACCAAGCUAACCUCCUACUCCUCAAUUUUUCUGUCACUGGCGCCACCUUCAGACUUACUCUUAUAUACUCAUUCCUUAUUUUAUCUAUUCUUGUCACACCACACAUCCAUCUCAACAUACGCAUUUCGUUCACAUGCAUUCGUUUACUAUCCGUCACCUUAUACCUUCCCUUACACAUAUAUUUUAAUUGUUAUAUAGAAGUGAGCAUUAAUUUAUUCCAUUCCAAAGUUAUAAUUUAGUGUAGCAUACAUAUUUGUUUUGUAUACAGUUAUAUAAUCUGAGACUCGAGUUGGAUAUACUCGUGUUUUUCUUAUGUAACAAAUGUAUUAAUUUUGUUUUUAUGAUAAAUAAAUUUUAAUUAAGUUAUUUAAUUGCUAAUGGAUGGAACUGUUUUUAUUAUGAAACAUUCAAUAGUUUUAUAUUUAUCAUUUAUUUCUUAAAGAAAUAUAAAUUACUUAUUUGAGUUGUGUAAUUUUACUUUUGGUGUCAUGUUUUAGACAAAUAUUUUUCUAAUAGCUAAAUUAGAAAAAAAAAAAUACUAAAAAGACCAAAAGGUUACUUAGUAAAACUGCAUGAAAAAGUAAAAUUGCAACAAUUCUUUGCAACAUAGAGGUUUUUGAAAUAUAAAUAAAUAAAAAAUAAAAAUUAUUUAUUAAUCACACAGUAACAAAUUUCUAAUACAAUAAAAGAGUAUAUCCGUCCAUUUUAUCCAUUUGGUAAAUACAAGUAUAAAUUAUCUGUUCUCUUGUAUCUUUGAUAAAACUUUGUUCUAUCCAUUAAAAUAUUGUUUAUUUAUAAUUUAUAAAAAUGUAGUGUAAAUUAAAUUUAUAAAACACGGUUAAAACUCAAAUGACACAACGUAGGUCAUACACCGACGUCACGUGGGUUUUAGCCGUAUUUAAUAUUCUGUAAUAUGUUCUAUCCAUUAGAAUGCUCUAUACAUUAGAAUGUUCUAUCCAUUAGAAUGUUCUAUCCAUUACAAUAUUGUUUAUUUAUAAAACACGGUUAAAACUCAAAUGACACAAAGUCGGUCAAACUGCGAUGUCACGUGAGUUUUAGCCAUGUUUUAUAAUAAACUAUCGUGAGUGUUAUCCAUAUCUUUACUUUUUUAAUAUAUAACACUUACAGUAGUUUAUUUAUGUAAAAAACUAGUGUAAUACCUAAUGUUUGUUGCCAUUUAUAAGUUUCCAAAUUAUUUUAUUACUAUUUGCAGUUGUGAUAUGUAGUUGAAGCAUUAAUGUUAAUGUGUAAUAAGAUAAUAUUAAUAAAAAUGUUUGUAAAUAA
Molecule: messenger RNA, 7765 nt
Organism: Bicyclus anynana (squinting bush brown)
Lineage: Eukaryota; Metazoa; Arthropoda; Insecta; Lepidoptera; Nymphalidae
Product: protein FAM91A1
Exons: 19
Coding region: 132-3080 (982 amino acids)
Source: RefSeq, a predicted model, not a curated record